UCACCAUUGUUCUCUCAAGUUUCCGCCAUUGUUCAACCGCUGGCGUCAUCCCUCGUCAGCCGUCUUCCCUCCCUCUGCAUUCUCCCUCUCUUCCUAUUUGCACCGUUCCUUCUCCUCUUCCUCCGUCACCGCCGCAAUGUCUGAUCACGCAAAGGAAGAUAAUGCAGAGAGUUCACAACGAGUUGAUGAUCAUCACCUGAUUCUCGGAGCGAAACAAGAGCUCUUUUUUUGUCACGAAUGGAGCCCUGGAAGCUGGUUUUUUCUUCCACAUGGUACUCGAAUCUACAACAAACUCGUAGAUUUCAUUCGAAAUGAAUACAAAGAUAGGGGCUAUCAAGAGGUUAUAUCCCCGAAUAUUUACAAGAAGGAUCUGUGGGAUAGAGCGGGGAAUUAUACUAAGGAGGACAUGUAUGUCCUAGAGGUUGACAAACAAGAGUAUGGAUUGAAACCGAUGAAUUGCGAAGGGCACUGCUUGAUGUUUGAGCACAGGGUUCGGUCGUACAGAGAACUUCCUCUCCGUUUUGCUGAUUUUGGGGUUUUCCAUCGGAAUGUGGCCAGUGAUGCCCUGAGUGGAUUAACACAUGUUAGGAGACUUCAGCAGGACGAUGCACAUAUUUUCUGCAUGGAGUCCCAGAUAAAAGAUGAAGUCAUAAAAAGCUUGAACUUCAUAGAUUAUGUCUAUCAAAUAUUUGGUUUCACAUACGAACUGAAACUUUCAACGAGGCCAGAGGGAUGCCUUCUAGAUUUUGAAACAUAUGAGAAGGCUGAAAAUGCUCUAAGGGAAGCUUUGAUUGAGUUUGGCAAGCCAUGGCAGAUAAAUGGAAGGGGCGGCGCAUCCUAUGGACCAAAGAUAGACAUCAAUGUAUCUGAUGCAUUCAAUAGGAAAUUCCAGUGUGCAACUCUACAGCUGGACUUCAAGCUUCCUGAAAAUUUUAAGUUGGAAUUUUCGGCUGAGGACGAAGGCAAAAUUGAGAGGCCUGUUAUGAUACGCAGAGCUAUUCUAGGAUCUGUCGAACAGAUGUUUGCCAUACUUUUGGAGCACUACAAGGGUAAAUGGCCCUUCUGGCUUAGUCCUCGUCAAGCAAUUGUGUUCCCCGUGUCCGAGAAAUCACAAGCUUAUGCACUGCAGGUACGUAAUCGGAUCCAUCAAGCAGGGUAUCACGUAGAUGCUGAUACAGCUGAUAUGAAUAUUCAGAAGAAGGUACAAGAAGCUCAGUUAGCACAGUACAACUACAUCUUGGUUGUUGGAGAAGAGGAAGCUAAUACCGGACAGGUGAGUGUAUAUGUAAGGGAUAAGGCAGACCAUAGCAUUAUGAGUAUUGAGAACCUGCUAAAACACUUCAGAGACGAAGUUGCGGCUUUCCACUGAUAAUUUGUUUUUGAAAACUAUUAAAGCAAGUUUACACACCAAGAACUUUCUAGUCACACACAUUGUGUGCUUUAUUUGCAUUUCAACUUGAAAAUAUAGUCCAAUUUUUUAGACAUGAUUUGGAAGUUUAAUGUAAUUUUCAUUACUGUCAUGAUUUAUGUAGAGUAUGUUGACGCGAACAAUUUUGGCGACCAAUUUGAUUAUUUAUUCAAUAAUUUUGUAACACGACCAAUGAUAUUAUUUUUUUGGAAAAUGCUAAACAGUGCCCCCGGGCACUGGUUAAGCAUGUUAAAAUGAAAUUUUUGUCUCGAAA
Messenger RNA from Trifolium pratense (red clover), 1682 nucleotides. Its product is annotated as threonine--tRNA ligase, mitochondrial 1-like. Bases 137 to 1369 code for a protein of 410 amino acids. NCBI's taxonomy places the organism in Eukaryota, Viridiplantae, Streptophyta, Magnoliopsida, Fabales, Fabaceae. The transcript has 13 exons. The record is from RefSeq and is a predicted model, not a curated record. Gene Ontology annotation, cellular component: mitochondrion; chloroplast; cytoplasm. Gene Ontology annotation, molecular function: threonine-tRNA ligase activity; ATP binding. Gene Ontology annotation, biological process: threonyl-tRNA aminoacylation.